AGCACAGAACUUGAGAUUACCAACCACCCACCCAUUCACUUUCAGUUAUCCAUUUCCAAUUCAUUAUACACAAUCCCACUGCUGCAACAAGUAACAACCACUAUUUAGUUUUCUCCGCCAAUCAAAAUCCCUCACCCCCCUGAAAAUGGCGUUGCCGGUGGUGGUCGACGCAGAAUACCUCAAGCAGAUCGAAAAGGCUCGCCGCGAUCUCCGAGCAUUCAUCGCCAACAGAAACUGCGCUCCUAUCAUGCUCCGCUUAGCUUGGCACGAUGCGGGCACUUACGAUGCCUCCUCCAAGACCGGUGGACCUAACGGCUCUAUUCGGAACGAGGAAGAGUAUUCGCACGGCGCUAACAAUGGUUUGAAGAAAGCUAUUGAUUUCUGUGAGGAAGUGAAGGCAAAGCAUCCUAGAAUCUCAUAUGCAGACCUUUAUCAGCUUGCAGGUGUUGUUGCAGUUGAGGUUACUGGAGGUCCCACAGUCAACUUUGUUCCCGGAAGAAGGGAUUCAAAAAUAUGUACCAGAGAUGGACGGCUUCCCGAUGCUAAAAAAGGUGAGUCGCAUCUCCGUGAUGUCUUUUAUCGUAUGGGCUUGACUGACAAGGAUAUUGUUGCACUGUCUGGGGCACAUACACUGGGAAGGGCACAUCCAGAGAGAUCAGGGUUUGACGGCGCUUGGACAGAGGACCCUCUGAAGUUUGAUAACUCAUACUUUGAGAUACUUUUGGAAGAAGAUUCUGCAGGGCUGCUUAAACUUCCAACGGACAGGGCUUUAGUGGAUGAUCCUGAAUUUCGCCGUUAUGUUGAGCUGUAUGCAAAGGAUGAGGAUGUAUUUUUUCGAGAUUAUGCUGAAUCACAUAAGAAACUUUCAGAGCUCGGCUUUGUGCCAAGUUCAAAGGCGAAUGCUCCUAAGGAUGCGACCAUACUAGCACAAAGUGCUGUCGGAGUUGUAGUUACCGCUGCAGUGAUCAUCCUCAGUUACUUGUUUGAACAAUCCAAAAGAGCGAAGUAGACUUUGAUUUGCUCAGCUCUGUUGGAUGUCACGUUUGUGUGGCCCAUAAUGAGCAGUAUUCGGUCAUUUUUGCAGUUUCAGCCUAUGUUUUCUUAGUACCAAUAAGAAAAAUGUUACACUCUACAGCUAUUGGGUAUAUGAAUAGACUAUAAAUUCAACUGAA
Vicia villosa (hairy vetch) is the source of this 1172-nucleotide messenger RNA. Its product is annotated as L-ascorbate peroxidase 3. Gene Ontology annotation, biological process: cellular response to oxidative stress; response to reactive oxygen species; hydrogen peroxide catabolic process. Lineage: Eukaryota; Viridiplantae; Streptophyta; Magnoliopsida; Fabales; Fabaceae. The coding region runs from base 146 to 1009 and encodes 287 amino acids. The record is from RefSeq and is a predicted model, not a curated record. The transcript has 9 exons. Gene Ontology annotation, molecular function: heme binding; peroxidase activity.